This is a messenger RNA of Xyrichtys novacula (pearly razorfish), 1014 nucleotides long. The record is from the annotation of a GenBank genome assembly. Lineage: Eukaryota; Metazoa; Chordata; Actinopteri; Labriformes; Labridae.
GCAAGUGCUGCCAAGAGAACUUGUGAGUGCACUCAGCUUCAGAGCCAUGAAGGUCCUCAGUUUGCUUGUCCUUGUGGUUUUCACUGGUGAGUAUGAUGGAAAUAAGACGAAAAUGUUAGGAUGCAUGAAAUCUUUCUAAAAUUAAAAUUGAAACGGUUGAAUAUCUCAUUAAUUUGAAUGUACUUGUGCUUAUGUAACAGGCUGUCAAGCCAGCCCUUUCCAUGCCAAUCAACCCACAUCUCAUAUGGACACGCUGAUUCAUUCAUACUCAGACUUUAAGAAGAUAGUGAUAGGGACAAUUAAGGACAUUGCUAAGCUGCUGCUGGAGACCGAGACUGGACAGGAUCUGAGGUAAGUCAUACCACAAAACCUACAGUGACACAUUUAAAGACUUUAAAGACAUGCUGUCCUUUUCAUGAAAGCUAAAAAUAUUAACAUCUAUUUCUCCUUGUUUAUCCUCCUGUUUAGUGCCCGUUUUAUAGAAGGCAGAGAUGUGGUCAACACUAAUAUGAAAGAGGUCCAGAAACAUAUCCCUAGAAGAGUACACCAUGUAAUGGGUGGAUUCGGCAUGGGUAUUUACGGCCUUGCAGUGACUGUGGAGGAAUGGACAACCAAGACCAAGAGAAAGCUCGAGCCCUUAGCUGAGAGGAUGUCUCCUGUGACGGAGAAGGUAGCAGUUCAGUUGAUACAGGGAGCUCAGCAGGUGAGGGAUGUGGUCCCCCCCUUGGUUCAAAGACUGGUGGAAAAAGUGGGUCUAUUUUCCCAGCAGGUCCAGGCUCGUUAUGACAACUUCAUUGAGAAAUUUACAACCAACUGAGUUGACGUCCAGCUGAAGCAAGAGAAGUAAAAUGCCUCAUCCGCUGUUUUAAAAAUGUGUGACAAUCCAGCAUUUAUGAACAAUAAUACAUGUUCAAAAUCUCCUGCAACACUUUGUAAUUGAAUAUAAGUGUGAGUCUGUGACCACACACUGUGUCCUUUUCUUGUUUCAUGGGAAUAAAUGAAAAGAAAAACAAA